GAUUCUGCGCUGUCUGCUAAAGUACCGGGCGGGAUUUCCGCAAUACAUUCAGUAUGGCGAAGACUUACGAUUAUUUGUUUAAACUGCUGUUAAUCGGGGAUUCCGGUGUCGGGAAGACCUGUGUGCUGUUCAGAUUCUCGGAGGAUGCCUUUAACUCGACGUUUAUUUCGACAAUAGGUAUCGAUUUCAAGAUCAGGACAAUAGAACUAGAUGGCAAGAAGAUAAAGUUACAGAUAUGGGACACGGCAGGACAGGAACGAUUCCGAACGAUCACAACGGCAUAUUACAGAGGAGCAAUGGGUAUCAUGCUGGUUUAUGAUAUAACCAAUGAGAAAUCAUUUGACAACAUCAAAAACUGGAUCCGAAACAUAGAGGAGCAUGCAUCAGCAGAUGUAGAAAAAAUGAUUUUGGGGAACAAAUGUGACAUUAAUGAGAAGAGGCAGGUGUCUAAAGACAGAGGCGAGAAGCUGGCGUUAGAGUACGGCAUCAAGUUCAUGGAGACGAGUGCAAAGGCUAAUAUCAACGUUGAGAACGCAUUCUUAACGCUCGCCAGAGACAUAAAAUCAAAGAUGGACACGAAAUUGGAGGGCAACAAUCCUCAGGGCAGCAACCACGGCGUGAAGAUCACCCCUGAACAGCAGAAAAAGAGCAGCUUCUUUCGCUGUGUGCUACUGUGAAGACCAAGGCCUUACUGUCCGCCACCAUCGGGCUGGACAUGACUGGACUAUUCCUCCUCUUAGCACUCCUCCUCCUUCCUCUUUAUCCCAUCUCUCAUUCUCUGUCACGCUCUUCUUCCAGUUGAGUUCCUGGCUCCUCUUAUCUUCUUCCAUUGACAGAUUAGCGAUGCCUCUUAUGACCCUUCCCUGGCGAAACCCUGGUGGGAAAGCAUUGGUUUCUACAAGUCAAGGUGAAGAGCUGGUUGCUAAUGCAUCGC
This is a messenger RNA of Rhinichthys klamathensis goyatoka, 934 nucleotides long. It is a transcript of the gene rab8a, whose product is annotated as RAB8A, member RAS oncogene family. The coding region runs from base 54 to 677 and encodes 207 amino acids. Gene Ontology annotation, molecular function: GTP binding; GTPase activity. The transcript is spliced from 8 exons. The record is from RefSeq and is a predicted model, not a curated record. Gene Ontology annotation, cellular component: trans-Golgi network transport vesicle; dendritic spine; plasma membrane. Gene Ontology annotation, biological process: cellular response to insulin stimulus; protein secretion; protein localization to plasma membrane. Lineage: Eukaryota; Metazoa; Chordata; Actinopteri; Cypriniformes; Leuciscidae.